UCUGUUGUACAGUGUUAGUCUGUGCAAGAACUAAGAAACUGAAAAAAUUAUCAACAAGCAAACUAUCUUAAAAUUCUUAUUUUUCUGAAAUAUCUGCAGAUAUUUGUAAUUAGUGCAAUCUGCAUACUUAUUAAAGCCUUGGCUAGAAACAUAUAUAUUUUUUUGUUAAAACACACGUGUUCUUCAUUCCUAAUAUCCAGUUAUUGUUAAAAGUGGAAGAUGUCGUCGUACAAGCCAAUAGAUUCCAAACGGGAAGAAUUUCGCCGAUAUUUAGAAAGAGCUGGUGUUAUGGAUGCUUUGACAAAGGUUCUAGUAAGCCUUUAUGAAGAACCAGAUAAACCAGAAGAUGCUUUGGAAUAUGUGAGAAAGCAUUUAGGAACAGAUGGUGGAGAUGACGAAUUAGAGGCUGCCAGAGCUCGUAUUGCAGAGUUAGAAGCAGAGAAUGCACUUCUUAAAGGCGAAGCUGCUCCAACAGAAGGCUGAGAAGUCUAAGCAAAGACAUAUUAUAAUAAGUUAUUGAUCUCAAUAUUUCUUGGUCUCGAAUUGUUAAUAUUGCAAAUAUUGUUUCAAGUUACCAUGAGUAUGUUAUGUUGAUUGUGUGCAAUGGGCACCUUUUUGUUUCAAAGGAUUUUAAAAAUAAAUAAGUUUAAUUA
Pieris rapae (cabbage white) is the source of this 653-nucleotide messenger RNA. Its product is annotated as c-Myc-binding protein. NCBI's taxonomy places the organism in Eukaryota, Metazoa, Arthropoda, Insecta, Lepidoptera, Pieridae. Gene Ontology annotation, cellular component: nucleus. Bases 220 to 483 code for a protein of 87 amino acids. Gene Ontology annotation, biological process: regulation of DNA-templated transcription. The transcript is spliced from 2 exons. Gene Ontology annotation, molecular function: transcription coactivator activity. The record is from RefSeq and is a predicted model, not a curated record.